AUUUCUCGAUUUGUGCGUGUCAUCCUUGCGCAGGGGCCAUGCUAAUCUUCUCUGUAUCGUUCCAAUUUUAUCGGAUGUCCCCGAAGGGACAAUCACCUUCGUGACUCCGUCUGUAUAUCAACUGCGCUUCUACUUCUUCGAUAAGCGAUGUGGGAGGAAGAUGACUCGUUGUUGGGUCUGUUUAAUGAACUUAAUAAGCCCAUAUAAUAUAACUGAGCCAGGCUUCUCAUAUAAGGCCCGGUUUGAUAUUAACAACAGUCAACACUCAACACUGUCAGCUCCUAGUUUUUCUGAAAAUAUUUUCAAAUUUUGGUUUCUCGCGCCGACAUCGAAAUCAGCGAAGAGAGGAGAUUCCGUUCCUCUCCUCGCGCUCUCGGGAAUCGCAGAUCUCUGGAGUCUCUUGAGAACUCUAUAGAGUUUCCGUCCUGAAAAAUCGCUUUAUCUCGUCGUGAUUCUCAGUAACGAUUAUCACACCAAUCGUGCGUAGCAGCUUGAGAUACUUAUAUUAUAGGUUGACAUAUGAGGUGCAACGCCUGCUGGAGGGAACUGGAAGGCCGGGCUAUUUCCACCACAUGUGGCCACUUAUUAUGUACUGAAGAUGCUAGCAAGAUUCUCAGUAAUGAUGGGGCAUGUCCCAUUUGUGAUCAAGUACUCUCCAAGAGUCAUAUGAAACCUGUGGAUACCAAUCCAAAUGAAGAAUGGGUAAAUAUGGCGAUGGCUGGAAUUUCUCCACAAAUACUGAUGAAGAGUGCAUACCGAAGUGUGAUGUUUUACAUCUCGCAAAGAGAGUUAGAGAUGCAGUCCAAGAUGAAUCGAGUUGUUGCGCAGUGUCGUCAGAAAUGUGAGAGUAUGCAAGCAAAGUUUAGCGAGAGAAUGGAGCAGGUGCAUACAGCAUACCAAAAGACGGGCAAGAGGUGUCAGAUGAUGGAGCAAGAGGUACAAAACUUGACCAAGGAUAUUCAAGAGCUUCAAGAGAAGUUCUCCGAGAAAUCAAGACAGAAGAGGAAACUUGAUGAGAUGUAUGACCAACUAAGAAGUGAAUAUGAGUCAGUCAAGCGUACAGCAAUCCAACCAGCAAAUAACUUGUAUCCACGACACCAGGAGCCUGACUUUUUCUCAAACCCACCAGUUAACAUGAUGGAGAACAGAGAGCCCACACGCACAGACCGGUCGUUUUACUCUCCUGGAACACCAGGACCUAGAGAUGAGAUAUGGCCAGCAAGACAGAACAGUUCAAACGCGGGUCCAUUUGACAUCUCCAACGACUUACCCGCAAUUCCAACUGACCUUGGAAACAGAAGAGCAGGAGGAGGAGGAGGAGGAGGAGGAGGACAUCAUGUAUUUGGUGGUGGUGGCAAUUCUAACCCCCAAUCAACUCUACGAAACCUUAUUCUCUCCCCUAUUAAGCGCUCUCAGCUGUCUCGUUCUCGCCCUCAACUGUUCACGUUAUAGUCUAAGGAUCAAGUUCAAGUGUUUACCUGACUGGAUAGAAGCACUAAUGCUCACAAGUCACAACCAGUAAGGUGACACUUCUUUUUAUAAGCUUACUGUCUUAGUAAGUAAAAUGUUAGGGGAAGGUAGGAUUUGAGGAAAGGAAAAACUCUCGUCUCUAUAAAUAAUAAUAGUGAUAAAUCAUAUAUUUUAGUAGAAUCAACAUAGUGAAACUACUUACAAGGAUGUAAGAUGACGAUCAAGUAUAAAAAAACAUUUUUGUAAAAAGAAAAGGCAAUAAAAAAAACAGUUAUAGGUCUG
Molecule: messenger RNA, 1752 nt
Organism: Raphanus sativus (radish)
Lineage: Eukaryota; Viridiplantae; Streptophyta; Magnoliopsida; Brassicales; Brassicaceae
Product: E3 ubiquitin-protein ligase CCNB1IP1 homolog
Exons: 11
Coding region: 520-1452 (310 amino acids)
Biological process (GO): chiasma assembly
Source: RefSeq, a predicted model, not a curated record